Plenodomus lingam JN3 is the source of this 918-nucleotide messenger RNA. Lineage: Eukaryota; Fungi; Ascomycota; Dothideomycetes; Pleosporales; Leptosphaeriaceae. The record is from RefSeq and is a predicted model, not a curated record.
AUGUGCGAAUUAUUUACACGAUAUGAUAUGUCGUAUGUCCACCGUUGCACAAAGGCCAUCAUGGACUGUGCGGUGCUCGAUGAGGAGAAGAGGCGUGCCUUGUUGCGCAUGAGUGACCACCAAAACACCCCGAAAAUCACUCCUCCGUGGUUUUCCUCUUCCAAACAUCAGAUACACCAGCCAGUUUCACACGCACCACUCGACAUGUUCUCUCCACGCGCCUUCGCAGCACCUCUGGCCAGAGCUGUCUAUAGGCCGCAAACAAUUCGCAUCAGCGCCAGGGCGGCCUCAAUUCGCGGCCAGAUUGCAGCACAAUCGACCAUAACAGACGCCAUCACAAAGGACCAUCGUGAGCUCGAGACUUACUAUAAUGAAAUCAUCAACAACCCAGAUGAUAUCGACCACGCCACGCGCUAUGGCAACCAGUUCACGUGGGAGCUCGCACGCCACUCAGUGGCCGAAGAGCUGCUCAUAUAUCCAGCUAUGGAGAAGUACAUGGGAGAGAAGGGCAAGGCGCAUGCAGAGAAUGACCGCAAGCAGCAUCAUGAGGCAAGCCAAUACCAUUGUCUUGGUCUCCGGGCAAUACUGACUAUUAUACAUCUAGGUCAAGAACUUGCUCAAGGAGUUUCAGAACAUGAGUGCCACGGACACUCACAUAUCAAGGAGGAAGAGAGUGACGACUUGCCCGCUCUUGAAAAGGCAUUGAGCUCCAGCGAGAAUCGUGGGUCUUCGGAGAGCCUGGCGAAGAACUUUGGCAGAACCAAAGCUUUUGUGCCAUCCAGGAGCCAUCCUUCUGCAGGCGAAAAUCCCUGGUUCGAAGGCCCCAUGGGUAUGCUCGCAGCACCGAUCGAUCAUAUUGCAGACAUUUUCCGCAAGUUUCCCAAUGAAACCAUCUCUCCAAAUCCCUCAAAAAAGUAG